AUGGAGAGACUUGGGAAGAUUGAGCAAUGCUCCCUACUGAAGUCCCUGCAGCUUUUCGUUCAAGAGCUCUCUUGCCGCUUUCAACCUUCGCAGGAGGAACUGCAGGCUCAACAGAAGGCGUUGGAGCUGGAGCAUCUGCAGCAAGAGGAGGGUGAUGCAACAGCCUUUGGAAAGAGAACGGCCAGCGACCAGCAGGCUGAAUUUGAGCUGUUACGGGUCAUCGAGCAGAGUGAACGAAAACGAAGGGAGAGACCGUUGAAAGUGGUAGAACUGCCGCCAGAUGUGGUAACAAGUGCGCUGUCUGAUGAACAGUAUGCAGCUUUGCCUGAUGAAGUCCAUUUCUUCGCGAAUCAGGAAGUGGCCUCCUUUGUUGACAGAUUUCGGCUGUUAGCGAUGCAGUUUCGACUUGGCAGUGGAGACGUAGUAUCUCUGCUACAACAGCUAGAAGAUGACGCGUACAGGGAACUAUCAACGCUGUCGCGUGAAGUGGCUCAGCAGGAGGGCCACCUACAACAUGAAUUAUCGGUGUACACUUCUAGGGUCGUCAAUGGGCAGCAGCGGCUCACAGCCUAUAUCAAAUUCCUCGAACAAGCGCUACAAGACAGAGAGGAAGAACUUCAGCUGCAACUGCAAGAGCUAAAGCUUAUCGAGACCAAAUUCGAAAAUGAGAAGCACGCCGCUGAACGGUACACAAAAAAGUGGUAA
This is a messenger RNA of Eimeria mitis, 705 nucleotides long. RefSeq lists its product as uncharacterized. The record is from RefSeq and is a predicted model, not a curated record. NCBI's taxonomy places the organism in Eukaryota, Apicomplexa, Conoidasida, Eucoccidiorida, Eimeriidae. The coding region runs from base 1 to 705 and encodes 234 amino acids. The transcript has a single exon.